AUGGCCUCUCCGCAGCACCAGCAGCUGCUCCGGCACAACACCGAGGUGAGCUGCGAGUCCAGCGGUGAUGGCAGCGUGGCGGUGCGGAUUAGUGGCAACAGUCCGCUCAAGCAGCAGCAGCAGCAGCAGCAUGGCCUCGACACGUCCGUUAAGCAAGGGUCCGCCGGCAGUGGCAAAACUGGAGGCUCAAAACCGUGCAAGAACAGCAUCUCCUCCAGCGACAGCUCAGGUGAAUCCGGCAUGCCCAGGGCUAUCAUGACGAGUCUUCGCAGCCAUAGGAAAGUACCCCAGCUGUUCGAGCGGUCGGCGGCACAGUGCUGGGACCCCAAAUUCGACUCGGCCAUCUUGGAGGAGGCGUGCCGGGAGCGGUGUUUCCCGCAGGCCCAGCGCCGGUUCCGCUACGUGCUCUUCUACCUGGCCACGGCCGCCGUCCUGUGGUGCGUCUAUUUCGGGGUCAACGCUCGCCGCUGCGACCCUGCCUUCUUCCUGGUCCCCGCCGCCUCUUUUCUGCUCUUUUGCCUCCUGCUCUUUCUGUUCACCUUCACCAGACCAUACGUGCUCCUCUACAACCAGGCCUCCCUGCUCCUCAUCACUGUGACCUUUGGCGUCACGCUGGCCCUGCAGCCGCAGACCUCGGACUUUGCCAGCCUCCAGAGGCUGACGGAGAGGAACCUUACCGGAGGAGACUCCUCGACAUUUGGGCCCGACGCCGCUGAUGCCGCCGAUGCCGCCUCCCAGCUGCCUCCUGCGCCCUGCAUCUCCACCGUGGGCACCUUCUCGCUGGGCAUGGAGGUGCUCCUGCUGCUCUACAGCGUGCUCCACCUGCGCCUGUACGCCUCGGUGCUGCUGGGCCUGCUCUACUCCGUGCUGUUCGAGGCCCUGGGCUGGCUGCACCUGGCGCCGGGCGGCGGCGGCGGGGGCGGGGGCGGGGGCGAGCUGGCGGACGAGGGCCUCCUGAGGAGGGCGGAGGCGCUGGAGGCCCUCUGGUGGCUGGUGCCGGCCAAGGUGCUGCUGCACCUGUGCGCCCACCUGAUCGGCAUCCACCUGUUCAUCAUGUCGGAGGUGCGCUCGCGCAGCACCUUCCUGAAGGUGGGCCAGGCCAUCAUGCACGGCAAGGAUCUGGAGGUGGAGAAGGCGCUGAAGGAGCGCAUGAUCCACUCGGUGAUGCCGCGGCGCGUGGCCGACGAGCUCAUGAAGCAGGGCGACGAGGAGAGCGAGAGCUCCGGCAAGCGCUACUCGUCCGGGAACGCGGGCGCGGCCGGCGGCGGGGGCGGGGGAGGGGGCCGCGGCGGAGGAGGGCCCGGCGGCGGCGGCGGCUCGUCGUCGUCCGGCUCGGGCGCCGCCACCUCGUCCAGCCCCAAGAGCCACAAGCGCAAGAAGACGUCCAUCCCGCGCAGCCAGUUCAUCUUCCGGCCGUUCAACAUGAAGCGCAUGGAGCCCGUCAGCAUCCUGUUCGCCGACAUCGUGGGCUUCACGCGCAUGAGCGCCAACAAGUCGGCGCCGGCGCUGGUGGGCCUCCUCAACGACCUGUUCGGCCGCUUCGACCGGCUGUGCGAGCUGACGCGCUGCGAGAAGAUCAGCACGCUGGGCGACUGCUACUACUGCGUGGCCGGCUGCCCCGAGCCGCAGCCCGACCACGCCUACUGCUGCGUGGAGAUGGGCCUGGGCAUGAUCACGGCCAUCGAGCAGUUCUGCCACGAGACCAAGGAGACGGUGGACAUGCGCGUGGGCGUGCACACGGGCACCGUGCUCUGUGGCAUCCUGGGCAUGGAGCGCUUCAAGUUCGACGUCUGGUCCAACGACGUCAACCUGGCCAACCUCAUGGAGCAGCUGGGCGUGGCCGGCAAGGUGCACCUGUCCGAGGCCACGGCCGGCUUCCUCGACGACCGCUACGAGCAGGAGGACGGCAGGGUGACGGCGCGCAUGGGACAGAACUUUGUGGCCGAGCAGCUGAAAGGGAUGAAGACCUACCUGAUCUCGGGGAGGAAGUGCGACCCGUCUCAGGCCCUGUUGAGCCCGUCGCCCAGAGCUCACACCCCCGACCCCGCCACCACCACCGGCCCUGCGGCCGCUGCCACCACCACCGCCGCCGAGCCGCGCUCCCACUCCCCCACGGGGCAGCAGACAGGGGCUGAGGGGGCCACACAGAACGGCGGUCAGGAGGAGCACAGGCCCAACAGCAGCAAGUUCCCAGCAGGCCGCAGCCCCAAGGCCCUGAACGGCCUCCUGAGCCCCCUGACGGAGGAGGCGGUGACGGCCAGUCAGACCUCCCUGUGCGAGAUGCUCCAGGAGAAGGAGGGAAAGAAGUGGACCUCGCUGAUCGGAGGGGAGCGCGACGGAGGACGAGUAGGCGGAGGAGGCAGCGGCGGAGGUGGCAGCGGAGGAGGAGGAGGCGGAGGA
Sardina pilchardus (European sardine) is the source of this 2400-nucleotide messenger RNA. RefSeq names its product adenylate cyclase type 9-like. Gene Ontology annotation, cellular component: plasma membrane. NCBI's taxonomy places the organism in Eukaryota, Metazoa, Chordata, Actinopteri, Clupeiformes, Clupeidae. The annotation marks the transcript as partial. Gene Ontology annotation, molecular function: adenylate cyclase activity. The record is from RefSeq and is a predicted model, not a curated record. The transcript has 4 exons. Gene Ontology annotation, biological process: intracellular signal transduction; adenylate cyclase-activating G protein-coupled receptor signaling pathway; cyclic nucleotide biosynthetic process.